AUGUCUCCCAUAGUGUACUGUAGUUUCUUUCCUGUUUUUACAGUUGAAAACAUGGUAACUGUUGGAAAAACCAUUCUUGAAAAGAAUAAUUUCACUGACUUCACAAAUGUGAGGAUGGGUUUCCAUAUGCCACCAUUCUGCUCCAUUUCCCACCUGCACCUUCAUGUUCUGGCUCCAGCCAAUCAGCUUGGCUUCUUAUCCAAGUUGGUUUAUAGAGUCGGUUCCUAUUGGUUUAUCACAGCAGAUAAUUUGAUUGAAAAACUUAGAACAUGAAAAUGUCAACAGUGGAAGAUUUUCAUAAUCUUGGCUCAGUAUGGAGUAAUAUUUAAGUCCCUUUGAAGUCUAAUUGUAAUUCUGAGGUUCAUUGGGUUUUAUGAGAGGCUAUUACUGAGUAGCCUUAAAGCUUUCUGAAUGUCUGUUUCCUGAGAUCUGUGAUAUUAAUACUUUGCACUUACUUCUUUGUUUUAAUAAAUACUUGGCUAAGGAUUUUAUAUAUAUGAUACUGUAUAUAAAAUCUCAUUUAAAACAAAUUCUGUUCAUCAAGAAGGGCUCUGUAUUUUUAAAAGGUUAAAAUAUUUUAAUUUCUCAGUAAAUAGCCAGUUAUAAUAGUGAUUUAUUUAUGAAGAAUAAACUACUAUGGAAAGUG
Messenger RNA from Carlito syrichta (Philippine tarsier), 646 nucleotides. RefSeq names its product histidine triad nucleotide binding protein 3 (gene HINT3). Lineage: Eukaryota; Metazoa; Chordata; Mammalia; Primates; Tarsiidae. The transcript is spliced from 3 exons. The record is from RefSeq and is a predicted model, not a curated record. The coding region runs from base 1 to 273 and encodes 90 amino acids.